Molecule: messenger RNA, 2078 nt
Organism: Pteropus alecto (black flying fox)
Lineage: Eukaryota; Metazoa; Chordata; Mammalia; Chiroptera; Pteropodidae
Gene: ST3GAL4
Product: ST3 beta-galactoside alpha-2,3-sialyltransferase 4
Exons: 11
Coding region: 608-1489 (293 amino acids)
Biological process (GO): glycolipid biosynthetic process
Molecular function (GO): sialyltransferase activity
Source: RefSeq, a predicted model, not a curated record
CCCUCCAGGCUUUGGCCCUGGCAUUUGCCACAGAAGUUUUAAGUUAGUUGGUAAGUGUUAAGUGCUUUGAAAGGUGCUUGCACAGAGGAAGAGGUCUGUGUUUGCUAGGAGUCAUGUUUCCCCCGCACUCUAUCUCUCCAAAGCUGCCCCAUAAUUCUAGAGAGGGUGCCUGAGAGGUGCCAACCAUUGGGGUCUAGAAAUUAACUUAUGGGGCUUUUUCUCUUUGCUGGGAGCUGGUCUGGGAAUACCCCCUGCUUGAGCUGAGGUGGCCCAGGUCUCUCUGACUUGUUCCCUGCUCUGCUCCUGUCUUCACUCCAAGUGCUCUUUGUGUGCCAUCCCUCAGCAUCCGUGCACCGGGCAAGAGAUCUUAAGUUUCAUUUGGCCCUGGGUCCAUCAAGCAGUUGAGAAGAGCCACCGUUGGGGCCAGCCUCCCAGAGUCCAAGUUGACAGGGAUUAGGAGAGCUCCAGCUCUCUCCCCAGAGGUACCUGCUGGGAUGGAGGAGGCUGGCCAGAGCAGGAAGGAGGUUUCCGCUCAGACGCCUUCCAGGUGGCCCGAGGCAGCCGGGAUGCCAGCUCUCCCCAGGAACCCUGCUACCUGCUGAGAAACAUGAUCAGCAAGUCCCCUCCUCUGCGCAUGUGCCCUGCAGGCUGGAAGCUCCUGGCCAUGUUGGCUCUGGUCCUGGUCGUCAUGGUAUGGUAUUCCAUCUCCCGGGAAGACAGGUACAUUGAGCUUUUUUAUUUUCCCGUCCCAGAGAAGAAGGAGCCAUGCCUGCAGGGCGAGGCAGAGAUGAAGGCCUCCAAGCUCUUUGGCAACUACUCAAGAGAUCAGCCUAUCUUCCUGCAGCUUAAGGACUAUUUCUGGGUCAAGACACUCUCUGCCUAUGAGCUGCCCUAUGGGACCAAGGGGAGUGAAGACCUGCUCCUCCGGGUUCUAGCCAUCACCAGCUACUCUAUUCCGGAAAGCAUCCAGAGCCUCAAGUGCCGCCGCUGCGUGGUGGUGGGCAACGGGCACCGGCUUCGCAACAGCUCACUGGGAGAUGCCAUCAACAAGUACGACAUGGUCAUCAGAUUGAACAACGCCCCAGUGGCUGGCUACGAGGGUGACGUGGGCUCCAAGACCACCAUGCGUCUCUUCUACCCAGAGUCUGCCCACUUCAACCCCAAAGUGGAGAACAACCCAGACACGCUCCUUGUCCUGGUGGCUUUCAAGGCAAUGGACUUCCAUUGGAUUGAGACCAUCCUGAGUGAUAAGAAGCGGAAGCCUACCACAGGCCUGUUGGCCAUCACCCUGGCCCUCCACCUCUGCGACAUGGUGCACAUCGCUGGUUUCGGCUACCCAGAUGCCCACAACAGGAAGCAGACUAUUCACUACUAUGAGCAGAUCACGCUCAAGUCCAUGGUGGGGUCAGGCCACAACGUCUCCCAAGAGGCCCUGGCCAUCAAACGGAUGCUGGAACUUGGAGCAGUCAAGAACCUCACUUACUUCUGACUUGGGCAGGAGCUGUACUCAUCGGUUUGCCUGCUCUCCUGCCUGAGCAACACCCAGCCACAGCUGUGCGGGUGCCUGGUGCCAGCAUGACUGGCUUGGACUCCCCCUCGCCUGUGUGGGGCGGGGUCCCAGGACUGGCCAGGUCUGAGAUGAGGCCAUGCCCAUGGCUCCUUUUGUGGAGGCUGGAUCUAGUCAGGGUGGAGGCCCUGGGGUGGUGGAAACUCGGCCAAGGAACGAGGCUUAUUGCUGUGGCACCUCCUGUCUGCCAGUGCCUGGAGAUUAUUUAAUGGGCUAUUUAAUUAAGGGGAAGAAGGUGCUCUGGGCUGGUCCUGUGGCAUCCAGAAAAGGGGGUAUACACAGUGUUCUGACCAGUUUUUAUAAAAACACAAAAGUGAUGGGUUCACUAAGGCCUAGACCCAGAGCAGGCCUCCCAGGAGGUGGGGGUCAUCUGGGGUGGGUGGGUGCCCUUCAGACAGGGGCUGCUCCUCCCAGCGGGCAUGGGAAGAGCAGUGAUAGGGGUGUCCCAUGGAGAAGGGAACCUUAUCUAGAAGGAGGUUCCAAACAUAUUAAACUAUUUUUCCUAAACAGA